AUGCUGAUCAGACUCGACCUGACCCGCCUUGCUCCUCCAUUUAAGCAGUUCCUUUGCCGCGUCGCUGCUCAGUCCGUACCUCACGUGUGGAGCCUGCUCCACCUGCGCGCCAUUGCGCCGGCGGCGCCGGCGCUGUCGGCCGUGCCGGGCUGCUGGGGCCAGCCCGGGCGCCACGCUGGCCCCAGCCCGCCUGCAGCAACGCGAGUACACAAUGGUGCCAGCAAGGAUGGCCGCAAUCGGGACGACGAGGCCGAUGUACAUUGCUUGGCCUCCUGGUUCACCGGGCAUAAUGCUCCAGAGAGCAGCAGCGCUAGAUGCGGCGUUAGCGGCGACUUGUGA
Molecule: messenger RNA, 339 nt
Organism: Emiliania huxleyi CCMP1516
Lineage: Eukaryota; Haptophyta; Isochrysidales; Noelaerhabdaceae
Exons: 1
Coding region: 1-339 (112 amino acids)
Source: RefSeq, a predicted model, not a curated record